UGUUAAUAAAACAUGAUUUAAUUUUCUCAAAAAAAAGAAUUUGAUGAUUCCCGAUACUAAUACCAUGACAAACUAAGCACGGGAAAUUAUCCGCGGUAAUUCAAACGGAAGAGAGAGACCUCUUCAACAUCCUAUGGUGGAGAAGUGCACGUAACGUCGGCUGAGGGUACCGGUUGUGGAGACUCCAGAGACUCGACCACGAAACACGAGUCUCGUAUAGAGUAGCCGUGCGACGAAAAAGCACAUUCGCCAGCUGAUGGCAUUUUUUUCAAUGGUCAAAACACACCCACGCUCUCAUUUCGCUUUUCUCGCGCUCAGUGGCAACGCUCCACUACAUCCUCGUCUUGAUUCAUGACCAAAGUGUCAAAGUUCAUGCGUAAACUCUUCCGCAAAGAAAGUGAAGAAGAAGGUUCUCGUGGUCUACAGCUGAGACUACGCAAGGCCGUAACCUUAGGGAAAGCUCGACAAGUCGCCGCCUUGCUAGAUGAAGGUGCGUCGCCCGUUUGGAUGGAGAACGAGACAACCUCUCGACGUCGAUUCCGGCGUCGGGACUCGUACCCGUGCCAACUCAACGCUCUACUAUUGGCCUGUCGAUGCGGUGACGACGACGUGUUGAGUCUCCUACUGGACGCGUUCUUCGAAGAGCCUCAAGUUCUCGCUCAUUUCAGUCGAGCCAUGUAUUGCCUCGUGGUCCGUCAUGGUCACUGGAAGGCGUUCCAGAGACUGCAACAACGUCGAGUCCCCAUGACUUCAGUCUCGUCCAGAUCCUCGACCGAUUCGACAGAAUCUCCGACCUCCGUGGCGUCAACUCAGCUCCUUUCCGAGGCUGCAAUGGAGCACGUCAGUUCCAAGCUUCCGUUGCCCAUUUUCGUGGCUGCAGAGCAUGGUCGUCACCAUAUUUUGGCCUACUUACUGGACCACUACCCGCACGAUUGGGCUCAGUACACGUUCGAUGGGCAUUCUCUACUGUCGGUAGCCACAAUCAAUGGCCACUAUGAGUGUGUCCGUGUGUUACUUGACCGUCAGGUCGCUACCGGUCGAUCACUGGACGCUGCCGUCGCAUUGGCUCGUCGCCACCGUCAAGCCCAUAUACUGGUUCUAUUAACGAGUUGUCUUCCUGAAUUCGCAUCCGAUCCGGAACCAACCGUUGCUAGUGAAUUCGACGACGACAUGAGACGUAGCAGUCUCGUGGCUAUCAGCUCGCCCAUCAACUAUACCAACCCUGCUGAAGACAUGGACCGGGUACAAGAAAUGCGUAUACGAGCCGAAAUGCAGCGUGAGCAGCGACAAACCGGUAUGAUGUGGUUCCUCGACGGACGCGAGCCGGUGGAAGACAUGCAACGUCGUGUACAAUCGCACGGACUGAACGCAGAUGGCUUUGCAGUUCUCCAAUCGGCGCGAGACGCAGCACCGAACUCCAAUAGCAGCUACACGUCGGAGCAGGAGGAAGAGUCCUGGUAUGCUGUCAAGUCGAACGAGAAGAACCAUGAUCUGCUGACGAGUGACGAAGAGGAACGUGCGUACGAGUCGAUGUUCUCUGUUCAUGAAGAAGCAGAUGAGUUACCUCCGGUAUCUGAGGAGCGACAUAAAGUGAUGCCAGCUCCUCGAUCUUCGUCCUCGUUACGACCUGGUAGGUCCCGUAAACUCAUCAGUGUACGUAGUCGUGGAUUCCAACAACAUCGACUUUUAGAGGCUAUCGAAGAACAUCCUGCUGGUGAGAUCGAAACGUAG
Phytophthora infestans T30-4 is the source of this 1731-nucleotide messenger RNA. RefSeq lists its product as uncharacterized. The record is from RefSeq and is a predicted model, not a curated record. The transcript has 2 exons. Bases 352 to 1731 code for a protein of 459 amino acids. Lineage: Eukaryota; Oomycota; Peronosporomycetes; Peronosporales; Peronosporaceae. Gene Ontology annotation, molecular function: protein binding.